Diplodia corticola is the source of this 2229-nucleotide messenger RNA. Its product is annotated as zn 2cys6 transcription factor. NCBI's taxonomy places the organism in Eukaryota, Fungi, Ascomycota, Dothideomycetes, Botryosphaeriales, Botryosphaeriaceae. Gene Ontology annotation, molecular function: DNA-binding transcription factor activity, RNA polymerase II-specific; zinc ion binding; sequence-specific DNA binding. The transcript is spliced from 9 exons. Bases 1 to 2229 code for a protein of 742 amino acids. The record is from RefSeq and is a predicted model, not a curated record. Gene Ontology annotation, cellular component: nucleus. Gene Ontology annotation, biological process: DNA-templated transcription; positive regulation of transcription by RNA polymerase II.
AUGCCGGGUGCCCAAGCGGAUGCGGCAGCCGACAGAGGGCGCGUCACAAAACGCAGAUCCUGCAACGCUUGCGUGAGAUGUCGCCGCCAGAAAAUCAAAUGCUCCGGCUCGAGGCCCUGCGACGCCUGCAGCAAACGCAACCUGUCAUGUGACUUUGACGAACGCGACCAGAAAAUCCUUGUCACAAGAGGAUAUCUCAUCGACCUGGAGCAGAAAGUCGAAAACUGGAAGCGCCAUCAUGGCGGUGCAGAUUGCCGCACACCACGCUCUUCCCGUGCCAGUCAGGAUGUAGCUGACGGAGCCACCGACGCUGGAGACUCCGAUGAUGGCUCCGACGGAGCAGAUGAAUCCAUAGCUGCUCCGCCCAACCACCAGAGCACUCGCUCCAUCGCACGGUCUGAUCUCGUGGCCUCCACUUUGACAAAUCCCCUGUCUACUGGUCCCUCCACCUUCAUGGCCGCUAGUGACGGGAGAAAAUUCUACCUUGGAACCUCGUCGAAUUGGUCUUUCACUCGCCGGCUUCUGAGCAUGACACACGAAUUCAUCUACCAAACCACCGUCCCCAGCACCACCCUUCUCUUCGACGGAGCAGCAUACGACUUGAAUUGGUCCGACCGCAGGACCGCUGCCCAUCUGGAAACCCCUCUCUUGCCAACACUCGACUAUGCCAUCUACCUCAUCAACGCCGUCAAGUUCCAUUGCGGCCAGACUUUCCACUUGUUCGACGAGGCCUCCUUCAUGGAAAGUCUCUACGACUUCUACUCUGACCCCAACCACAGCAUCGCCGAAGCCCAUCUGUGGUAUAUUCAUUUCCUCAUUAUUCUUGCCUUUGGCAAAGCCUUCACCACCCAGAGGAGCCAAGGAAAGCGGCCGCCGGGAACCGACUUCUUCGCCAAGGCCGUGCAGAUGCUUCCAAGUACCAUUUUGCUCGAGAGGCAACCACUGAUGUCCACCGAGAUCCUUUGUUGCAUCUCCUUGUAUCUUCAAUGCUUGGACUACCGAGACGCCGCGCACAAUUACAUCGGACAGGCCAUGAGGAUUGCACUCUGCCACGGAAUGCACACGGACAUGCCAGUGCGCCAUCUCGGCGAAGUUCAUGUCGAGAGGUGUCGCAGGGCUUGGUGGACCACAUACGUCUUGGACCGGGAAAUGACGUCCUUGAUGGGCCUUCCCCAGUCCAUCCACGACGACGACGUGCAUCCUGACUUGCCCACCUUCUCCGGCUCCAUCCAGCGAGCUGCCGCUCUGAGCAUGCAGAUCAAGCUGUCUCGAGCCAUUGCUCGUGUCAAUAGGGGCGUCUACGGUGCCGAUGGCCGGCUCAACAGCAAGUUCCUGCUGAGCACGAAAGAAGUCCUGGCCAGCAUCGCACACCUUGCUGACGAGCUUCGCGAAGCGUUCCCGUUGCAGAUAGCCGAUGCCAUCAGCGGCAUCUCCCGGACAUACGCUUACCUGCAUCUCCUAUACCACCAAUGCAUCGUCCUCGCAACCCGACCCCUCCUCUUCUGUUUCCUCAAAAUCCGCUUCGAAUCCACCGGCGCCGACCGCAUCACCCUGCACUCCUCCCAAACCACCUUCAACCUCGCAAAAAUGUGCAUGGAGUCGAGCCAGCAGAUGAUCAGCAUCCUCAACUGCGUGCGAGCCCAGCACCUCCUGGAAACGUUCCUCCCCUUCGACCUCGAAGCCAUCUCCGUCUCCACCGUCAACAUCAUCCUCGCCCCGUCCGUCGAUCCCGAUCUCCUCGCCAACCGCGCAUCCUGGCUCGACCGCGCCUUCGCCAUCUUCGACGACAUGGCCUCCGCCGGCAACGUCGUCGCCGAGUACCGCCGCGCCGAGCUGCGCAAGCUGGACGGCAUGCUGUCUCAGCUCUCGCACUUGCACUCGCGUCGCGCGAGCGCAUCGGCGGAAGCAGCAGCAGAAGCAGAAGCAGAAGCGGCGGCAACAGCUGCUGCUGCUGCUGCCGCCGCCGUCACCGCCGCUCAGCAAGAGUGUAUGCGCCGGGGCGGGCCGUCUGGCGCCAUGGCACAGCUGGACGCCCCAAUGCAGCAGACGACGCCGGCGGGGUGUAUGGGGAGUGCUAGUAUUUUGCCGUCGCCCAUCUCGGGGAUUCUGGAUGAGAUUUGCUUUGGUGGCGGGUUGGCCGGGGCGCAGAUUAUGGAUACGGUGAAUCAGAUCGAUAGCGGGGACAACGAGUGGAUGUCGCAUGAGAUUAUGGAGCAUAGUAUCUGGUAG